AAUAAUAAUUUUAACAUUUGACUAGGUGCAAUGAUUGGUUUACUUAUGAAUUUAAAAUGAGUUGGCAUUUAACAUGUUGAAAAAAUUAAACACUUUAAAAUUAGAUGAGGAAGAGAGAGAUUGUCGAUAUGGUGUGAUCUCAUUAGCCAAAGAAAAAGUAGUGCUGAUGACUUUUGAUUGUGUUGAAUUUUUUUCUCUCCUACAUUACUAAGGUGCUCUAAAGGUUGUUGAGUUUGCUUUAGUUAUUUUCUCUUGUCUCCGGGUGGUAACUUGUACCACAUGCAGAUGCGUGCCUACAGUGUAUUGAAAAAGGCAUUCGCCUCAGACCCCCGAUUAAUAUGACUGUUUUUAGGGCCCCAAAAUUUAAAAUAAUUUAUAGUCUAGUAGUUUAGACUUAUUUAAGAAAAAAACAUUUCUACGAAAAUUAAUUAACUCACUUUCUGAAUUCAUGUAUUUUUUUUCUAUAUGACAUAAUAUAACAUAUUUACAUAAUAAAUUUAUUCUUUUACAGUAUUAGACUUGUGUAUUUGGUGAAAAUAAUAUAUCAUAUUAGAAAAUUGUUUUCAUUACGGUUGUAAAUAAGUUUAUUUUUAAAACUUGUCUUGGACCCCUAAAACUCUUCGCACGGCACUGACCACACGGAUUUAUGGCUUUGGAAAGAUGCCAUAUCUUUGCUGGCUUUGUGUAGUGAUCUGUUCAAAUCAAAUUCUAAUCUAAUAGAUGACAAAAAGGAUAGCUAUGUUGGUUUCUUACCACUAAUGGUGUUCUAAAACAUUUUCUUUGUAAACAGUUUUCUUCUUAGUGAUCUUUAAACAUCAAGUUUAGAGCUACUAAUUUUCGAUACCGGCCACUUGUUUUAUAAAAUGUUAUGGUUCAGAGGAUGAGCGGCUUCGAUCAUUCCUCAUCUUCAAUCAUUGAUUGUAUAGCUCAAACUUCCCGUGAUCGUAUAGUAUUAUAAUACUAACUUUUUAUAGGAACAGUCAGCUAUAUUUUCUAUCUUUUAAAACUUUCCCUCAUAUCACAAGAAUCAACAAAACAUGUGUGGAAACUGUCGUAGUUGUCUUGUAACCGUUUUUCUAAGAUUAAUAAAACGUGGUAGUCACCAGAGCCUGCUCAACAAAAUUUGGUACACUUGAACGAAAAAAAUAACUAAAAAGUACAAUUAAAAAUUAUUUUUCUACUUUUAAUAGUAAUAGGUCAUGAGAGGUUCGCACUACCCCGCCUUAGAGCACCCCCAUUAGUGAACUUAUGGGGGGGUUCACACAGAUUCCAAAAAAAAAAAAUAUUAAAAUAAGGAAUAGUGAUGAACCUGUCUCUCUCCACCACUUCCCAGUGAACCUGGUUCAUCACUGUAGCGCGGACCCCACGGCACGUGGCGGCCCGCGACUGGUCCGAAAAAAUAAUUUUUUUUUUUUAAAACAAAAAUCAAACCAAAAAAAAAAAUAAUAAAAAAAUGCUUUGUGAACCCUUUUCAUGGGGUUCACUAAUGGGGAUGCUCUUAUUAUCUAAGCCGGCUCUAGUAGUCACUUUGAAAGAAGAAAGAACUAUCAAUGGUUAACCACACUUUUGGCUAGGAUGCUCAACUCUAAACAAACUCAGAUAGAACCGAGAAAAUUAACAGAGAUACAGAAGAAAGGGAUUUUUUUUGUCACAAAAAAAAACAGUAAAACUGAACUAUAGUGAACAUACGUAAUCUCAUCCGUUAACCAACGGUCCAAAACAAGGCCUAAACCGACAAAACUAAAUAAACAAACAAUUUUAAGAACUAGUAGCAAAAAUAAAAUAAAGAACCGUGGAGUAAAAAAAAAAAGAUAGGCAUCUUCUCAAUUCUCAAUGUGUGCGCAUGUAUGUAUACACAUUUUUUUUUGAAACUAGCAUGUAUGUAUGUAUGUAUACACAUCCGUGCAUAAAUACCCGAUUACAUGCACUCACAUUUUGUUCAUCCAGUAACAUUCAAAUCUCAUCAGCUAAAUAAACUCAAAAAGGAUGAAUCCUAUGUUUUACUUCCUUCUUGCCUUAACCGCUGUUUUUGCCGCGAAAACACAAGCCGGUGGACCCAUUUUCGACACUGAUGGUGAUGUCAUAUUCGGCAGCACUAGUUACUAUGUUCUCCCCAUCUUCUGGGGCGCUGGAGGUGGCGGUCUAACUCUCGUCCCCGGCCAUGGCAACCAAUGUCCCCUCUUUGUCGGACAGUACGGUUCAGACCUGAAGAGGGGCAUUCCCGUAAGAUUCUCAAACUGGAGGUCUAGAGUUACGAACGUUCCCGAAUCAGAGAACCUCAACAUCAAGAUGGAUACCGAACCAACGAUCUGCCCGGAUUCACUGUAUUGGUGGGUCACUCCGGCGGUCAUGAGUGACUUUAGAACGUUUUUCAUAACGGCUGGUCCUAAGCCAGAAGCUGGAGAAGAAGAUUCGUCCAGGAGUUUCUUCCAGAUCAUCAAGAAAACUGUAGGACAACUUGACGCUUACAACAUUGUAUUUUGUAAUGACCAUAACGAUUGCGUCGAUGUCGGUGUAAAUACGGACCAAGGUGGCGUUCGGCGUUUGGAUGUAGGCUCUACUACGCCAUUCAAUGUUGUGUUCGAGAAAACUACUAGGACAGCGACUUUAUCCAAGACUAUGUCCAUUAUCUAAGAGAAAUUAAAGACUACAAAAUGAAGAGGAGAAGAGCUAUAACUUACGUCUAAUAAUAAAACUCUUAUCUUAUCUUUUUGUCAGCUUAAUAAAACUCUAUCUAUGUUGGCUGUUUUCUUUGUUCAUCAAUCAUCAUCAUAUCUGGAAGAAAACAUCUUUCCUUUGUUUCUUA
Brassica rapa (field mustard) is the source of this 2806-nucleotide messenger RNA. RefSeq names its product kunitz trypsin inhibitor 4. NCBI's taxonomy places the organism in Eukaryota, Viridiplantae, Streptophyta, Magnoliopsida, Brassicales, Brassicaceae. Gene Ontology annotation, molecular function: endopeptidase inhibitor activity. The record is from RefSeq and is a predicted model, not a curated record.